This is a messenger RNA of Nematostella vectensis (starlet sea anemone), 2796 nucleotides long. Its product is annotated as E3 ubiquitin-protein ligase MIB2. The transcript is spliced from 12 exons. The record is from RefSeq and is a predicted model, not a curated record. Lineage: Eukaryota; Metazoa; Cnidaria; Anthozoa; Actiniaria; Edwardsiidae. Bases 160 to 2520 code for a protein of 786 amino acids. Gene Ontology annotation, molecular function: ubiquitin-protein transferase activity; zinc ion binding. Gene Ontology annotation, biological process: protein ubiquitination. Gene Ontology annotation, cellular component: cytoplasm.
UCUCUCCCUAGAGUCUGGGAUGAUAACGAUUCCCCGAAAUACGAAAUUGCAUGUCACAGUCUUGCCCGAAAUUGCCGUUUUGUCAAUAGUUGUGACCCUGGUAAUACUCUAGCCUGUUUAUUAUGUAGGGAAAAAACAAUCAGUUGUUUUAUACUCGUAAUGGAAGCAGGAAUCCGAGUUGUGCGGGGGCCUGAUUGGAAAUGGGGUAACCAAGAUGGCGGCGAAGGUAGCGUGGGGACUGUUGUUGUUGUUGGUCAUCCUGGGAGUUCAACGUCGCCGGAUAAAACCGUGAUCGUGCAGUGGGACACUGGGAACAGGACUAACUAUAGAUGUGGCUACCAGGGAGUGUACGACCUCUAUUUGUAUGAUAAUGGUCAGAUAGGAGUGGAGCACUCUCAUAUAUCAUGCAGUGAGUGCCAUCAACAAGGGAUUAAAGGCAUGCGCUGGCAGUGUGCCGACUGUGAGGGAUAUAAUCUGUGUACAGCUUGUUAUAUGGGGGACAAACAUGAAUUACAGCAUGGGUUCUACCUCCAUGAAUCACCAGAUUCAUCAAGUGUGCCAGUAGGUAAAAGAUACGGCAUGGAGAAGUGUCAAUCCAGAGGAAUAUUCAAAGGGGCUCAGGUUGCUCGUGGCCUGGACUGGGACUGGGGUGAUCAAGAUGGUGGCAUCGGGAAGGUCGGCAGGGUGACAGGCGUAAAAGGGUGGGACAAGGAGAGCUAUAGGAGUGUUGUAUCAGUUAACUGGUCUUUGAAAGGGGAGAAUGUUUAUCGUCUUGGGCAUAAAGGAAAGGUAGACCUCACUUGCGUGAAUGCUACGCCAGGGGGUUACUAUUACAGGGAACACCUGCCGAAAGUCGGCUACACCCAGGCUAUGCAAUCCUCCUUGUCCUCAGUCCAUUCCAGUCCUCUACUGGUCGGUGAUCAGGUAAAGAUGGAGCUUGAGGAACAUCUGUUGAAAUCACUUCAGUGUGGCCAUGGAAACUGGAAUGAGAAAAUGAGGAUGGUGUAUGGCAAGGUUGGUACAGUUCACAGAAUAACAGAGAAUGGUGACAUUCGAGUACAAUACCCUGGGGUACAAAACAGAUGGACCUUCAAUCCUGCAGCCCUUGUCAAGGUUGAAGGGUUGCAGGAAGGAGACAUGGUUCUCAUUCUCAAUGAUGCAGCAGCUGUCAGGCAAGCACAAGCUGGUCACGGGGAAUGGACAGACAGUAUGUCUCAGGUACUUGGUAAAACAGGAAGAAUUGUCAAGGUCUAUGCCGAUGGUGAUGUGAGUGUUGCUGUGGGUAACCACCUUGAGAUGCAGGCCAGAACUUGGACGUUGAACCCUAUUGUUCUCACAAAGCAAACAACAGCUCACGAUCCAACAAGUUCCUCAUCUGAUCAGCUGAUAGAACAUUCUGUGGCAGGAAGACCCUCACCUUCAGAGGUGGAUAUGCGAACCCCUGCCAGGGUCCCUGUACCACACCCACCCCAGCACCAUAUGGUAGACCCUCACACAGGCAUGCCACCCCAUGGCCCAAGAACAUGUUACCGCUUGCCCGCCCCUGGUCCACCACAACAUCACCCUAGAGGACCAAGCCUCAUGACCUCCCAGGGGAUGCUAUUUCAGCACCACCCAAGCCCUAGAGCAGCAUUCCCUCCACCUGGGGUGAGACCAGUUUUCUCUCCACCUAGCAUGACUUGGAUGAGAGGCAUGGUACCUUUCAUAGGUCAACCUCAACAUAGCACACCUAUUUCUGGAGGUCCAACUAACCAAGGCCUUGGCAUUCCUCCAAGUGUCAGCUUGACACAGUGUGAACAAUCUUCUGUCUUGGCAGUUACCCCGGAAGUGGCAAGAGAGGACUGUACACAAGCUAGUUUACAGUUAGAAGAGCGACCAAGUAAUACUGAUGGGGAGGGUUCUGGACAGACACUGCCAAAUGAGCAACUGUCAUCUCUGCAUAUCAGCCAAGAGGAUGACACCAAACCAACAUCUUCCCAACAUGCAGUUGCUGUACAGUGCUGUCUGUGCGACAAAUCUGUUGACUGCAAGUUUAUGCCAUGUGGACACUCUAUUGUGUGCUAUGAGUGCGGUAACAUGUUCAAGAAAUGCUACAAAUGCAAGGUUGACGUGGAGAGCAUCCAGUGCGUAUCAUCUUCAGUGGUGCAAGAGUGUAUUGUUUGCUCAGAUGUACCUGCCUCAGUAACAUUUGAGCCAUGCGCCCACAAGCUAGUAUGUGCAGAUUGUGCAGUCAGAAUGAAGAAAUGCAUCAAAUGCCAGGAACACAUUACUUGCAAAAUUGGACCAGACGGUGCAGAUCUGUCACUUCUCACAGACAGUUCAUCUGAGAACUCACUGACAUCUUUGCAGGCCAAGCUACAGGAGCUGGAGGAUAAAAGUCAGUGUCCAAUUUGCAUGGACAAGCCUAGGACUGUGGCAUUCCUGUGCGGCCAUGGCACUUGUAGCGAAUGCUGUCAGUCUCUUAGAAAUUGCCCAUUCUGUCGAAAACCUAUUGAAAAGAAAAUCAACUUAUUUUGUUGAUCAAUCUGUUAGCAUGCCAUAACGGCAUAUUAUUAGGAGGCUUACAUGCGAUUGCCCCCUUCUGACAAAAAUUCUACACAACAUAUAGCUGGUCUUUAGCAGUUUAGAUGACAUUUUACAGUGAUGAGCAUAGAUAUAUCUCCAGCAUUAUCUCAAGCUUUUCCUUGAUUCUGAGGAGGUUUUUGAUUGAGAUCAAGGCUGUUAAGACAGUUAAAACUCAUGAUGCAUUGCAUUCAUGCCUUUAUUAUGAUCAACACAAUAAAAAUAUACAUAAUA